GCUGUAUGGGCUGGGUACAGAGCAACAGGCUGAAGCCUACUAUAACUUUAACCACUCAACUUAUUUGAUAGCUUAGACUCUUUUUUGUCUUGUGGUAAUUAUUCUAACUUGACGGUUCAGUUUUUCAUUCGUUGUGAUAAUGUAAGUAGGGUUAAAACAUGAAACUCAGUGUAAAGUGAGCUAGCAAGCUCGACGUCUGUUUUGUUGUUGUUUCAGCUAACGCUAGCUAGCGAAAGCUGCUCUGAGGUCUAGUGUGAAGUCGAUAGCCUGAGAGCUUACGUUUGGUCCUCGGUCGAGUUUAAAAUGAGCGCCGUUGACGAGCUACUUUUCAGGAAGCCAUCAACAAAAUGUUUUUGCCACAUUAAUAUCUCCUAUAUUCACUGAGCUAUGAUGCUCCCGAGGAAGAAAAGUAAGAACGAAGCGUCCAAACCAGCAGAGGUUCAAGGGAAGUAUGUGAAGAAGGAGACGUCUCCUCUGCUCAGGAACCUUAUGCCCUCGUUUAUCCGUCAUGGGCCAACGAUUCCUCGGCGAGCAGAGGUGCCAAUGACAGAAGCCCCAGCUGUACCUAGUGCCAGUGUGUACCCAUUGGGUUCAGCAGCAGGGACGGACGCAGGUGGACUGAAGAGUUUCUUGCGUAAUGCGACGCCUCGGCCUCAGCAUGAGGUUUCUCGGCGAGACAGCCAUCGUCUAUCUGCACCAAUAUAUCUUCCACGCUCGCUCUCUGACCUUCCUCAUGACUACUCCUCUUCUACCCCGUCAUUCAUCAGUGAUGGUGGUCCAAUAACUGAGAACGGAGAUGUGGCUCGUUACUACUACCCCCCUGAGGCGUACUACGAUAACCAGCCCAGGCGCACACGCCGCCCCGAUCACUUCCAUGAUGAUUACAGAUAUUAUGAGCACAGCGAACUCAACUAUCCACGAGGCUCACCACAGCCUCAGACGCCCCAACCUCACCAUCGUCCCCCUGCAGCUAUUGGACGCAUGCAGGCAAAGUCUCUAGGCAACCUGGCGAGUUUGAGUGGAGAAGAGACGGCCCUUCCACCUGGCUGGACAGUUGAUUGGACAAUUCGAGGCAGGAAGUACUACAUCGACCACAACACAAACACUACUCAUUGGAGUCACCCACUGGAGAGGGAGGGGCUUCCACCUGGCUGGGAGAGAGUGGAGUCUGCGGAGUUUGGAGUUUAUUAUGUCGACCACAUCAACAAACGGGCCCAAUACAGGCACCCGUGUGCACCCAGUGUUCCACGCUAUGACCAGCCUCCGCCCCUACCUCCACCAAUCACUUACCAGCCCCGUCCCCCAGAGCGGAAUCAGCCAGUGCUGGUGCCAGCAAACCCCUACCACACUGCUGAGAUCCCAGACUGGCUCCAGGUCUACGCCAGAGCACCUCUGAAGUAUGACCACAUCCUAAAGUGGGAGCUAUUCCAGCUGAUGGAUUUGGACACGUAUCAGGGUAUGCUGAAGCUGCUGUUCAUGAAGGAACUGGAGCGCAUCGUUAAAUCUUAUGAAGCUUAUCGGCAGGCGCUGCUCACUGAACUGGACAUGCGCAAACAACGGCAGCAAUGGUACGCUCAACAGCCAACCAAAAACUUCCCUCACAACAUAUGAACUGCAGGAGACUGACAUCCAGGAACACACAUGUACACUGCCAAGCCUUCACAGACGUGUGCCUUAGCAAGUGUCCUGCAGCACCAUGUGUAGACUCCACACACACACACACACACACACACUCCAACAUAUAGCAGAGGCUCGUAGGGUUCUUACAGACUACACAAGAUUUAAAGCGAGAGCUGCACACCUGUAUUUCCAGAAGACCUUCCAAUCACUAUCGUAUGAUGCGUGCUACAAUGACAGUUACCUUCUAUACAGUUUAGAUACUACGAUUUAAAUAGACACUACAGUGCCUUUUGGAAAUUUGGACCUGUGAAUCACCUUCCUGAACUAAAUAUCUUUCUCACACAGACACGCACAGCUCUUCCUGUGUUUCAAUUGUCUGAAGCAUGCUAUAAUCCUGUCUGUACUUUUCUUCGGCCUGUGCAGCCAAUCUGCCUGUAGCACACACACACUUUUGCCUUCAGCCUAUGGACAAUGAAGCUUUUAUAUGGACUUUUCUUGACAAUGACAAUCCAGCGAGCUCUACAUGUUAAAGGGUUUGUGGUUUUUUUCCAAAGGAAUAUGUCUUUAUUUAAAGACUAGGUUUUGUCAGCAGAAGCAUCACAUGUGAUGCAGGGCAAGUGUGAGCUCUUUUUGCUCCUAGCUUUUUAUCUUUAUGUAUGUUAGUUUAUUUCCUGCAUAAUGAAAUUAUAUAUAACUAAACCUUAUAUAAUGUAAAAUCCUCUCUGUGCUGUGUAGCAGCAAUAUGUUUAAGUCUUUAAUUAUUGUGUGUAUGUGAGUGAGAGAGGCUGAACGUUGGCAUUGCUCAUGCACGAUCGUUUUUCCACAUAUGUUAACAAUUUUCAUACACACAAGCACUCACAUACAUCACAAGGCUUAUUUGUGUGAGGUGUGUCUGCUGCUGACCGCUAUCUGACCUCUGUUAUAAACUCACAGAUCUUGCCAACUCAAGUCUGUGUGUGUAGGAUUGUGUGGGCUUGUGUUUGUGAGAGAGUAAGCAAGGACUUUUACAGAGCAUGAUUUUCUUUGUAAAGUUUGUACAUAUGUAAACACCAGCAAAAUUUUAAGCUAGAAAGCAACACAGAGCCGGUAACAGUGGUUUCACUGAAUACCACAUAUUUCUUUUUUAUUAAAGAACAUGGUGUCACUGGUGUUAUAGCAGCUGUAUGCAGCUGUUCCCUUGCUUUCUCUUGUGGAGAAAAAUAAUUGAAUUUUUGCAAUUUUUUUAACAUAAAUUGCAAAAAGGACUUUCUGGUGGUGGUAAACAUUACCCCUGACUAUUACAAGGCACCGACACUGGAGACUCCUUUCAAAAAAUAAAUUAAAUAAAUGUGUCCUUACAGAAAACUCCACAUCAUCAAUUUAUCUUGGUAAAGACAUUUUAAAAAUACAUUUAUUAUUUUCCUUAGAUUACUUUUACACAUGCACCCUAUAAGUCUUGGUUACUUAAGCUUUACCAUGUGAUAUAUAAUAUUAAUCAACACCUGACCAAUCAGAACUGAGAAAUAAACAGCUCUGUGGUAUAAUGCAAUAUAACCUGAACGCUACUUUUUUUUUCCUCCUGAUUUUGGCCAAUGCCAUAUCAUGUCUGUUCCUGAAAGAGGGCUUGAAAAAGCUUCAACUUUACCUUGAAUUCCAAUAUCCUGCAUCUGCACAUUUGUCCUUCCAGGAAAAUAUAUUGCUUUAGCUAUCUCAGUCUUAUAUAAACUGAAUCAGUAUUGUGUUAACAGUGAGCUGUAAAAGCCCUCAGCAGUCCAGCCUUCUCGUCUGUUACGGCUUGUAAUAAAGACUGGGGUAAAUUUA
This is a messenger RNA of Tachysurus vachellii, 3420 nucleotides long. RefSeq names its product salvador family WW domain containing protein 1 (gene sav1). Bases 388 to 1611 code for a protein of 407 amino acids. Gene Ontology annotation, biological process: regulation of cell population proliferation; apoptotic process; hippo signaling. Lineage: Eukaryota; Metazoa; Chordata; Actinopteri; Siluriformes; Bagridae. The record is from RefSeq and is a predicted model, not a curated record. Gene Ontology annotation, molecular function: molecular adaptor activity; protein binding. The transcript is spliced from 5 exons.